CCUCAAGUGUCCAUCCUUUUCAGUGAAACAUCAUCAUUAAGGUCACAUAUGCAUAUUUCCGGGACAAUUGCGGAACUGUCACAUUUUAUGGGUCUUUCUACAGAUUUUAUACUCCUAUUUGUACUAUCCAGUAUUACAACUACAUUCGUGUCUUGCAUAUUUAUAUUCUCGCACAGUUUCCACUAAAUUAAAUGAAACCGGGACUUUCAUGUCCGACUUUUGUAUUCUAAGUUAUGCCGAUUUCUUGGACAAGUCUGUAUAAGAGCUGCAUCUGUACCUUGUGUAUUCUGCUUGUACAGCUCCCUGUCGGGACUUCAUUAUAGGUAGCCUUGUCGGUUGGUUGACCAUUUGGUUUCUGAUCGAUAACUAGAAAAUGCUUGGAUUCGCAAUGAUCAUACUGAUAAAUGCCUGUGGUCAUUAGAUGACCCUUAUUUUUGUGGGAUCAUUAGACUAGAGGUCAAGGUCGCAAGUGUACGUAAUCAGUAUAUAGCUCCUCCGGGGACACCCUCCCCUUUUUGUAGGGGUCAAUAGGCCAUAUGGCAUGGUCACAGUGCCUAUGAGACUGAAACACGAUUUCCGCUCUAUAACUAUAGAAAGCUUUUCCCAGCAGUCACCUAACUUCAUGCCACGAUUUCCUGUGGUCAGUAGUGUGCCCACAUUGUCUUGGGUUCAACGAGUCAAAGGACAGGGUUACAAUUACCUGACAUUCAAAACGGCAUCCGCUAAAUAAUUAAAACACGGUUUGACUGUCAGUCUUCAGAGGGAAGUUGCCUGUAGUCAUUAAAUGCCCCCUGUAAGGUCACAAAGUACGUACCUACUUGCCCUCGACAGGCCAUAAUGCGUUUGUUUAGUCUACUUAUGGAAUUUCCUUAUGUCGGAAGUGUCUUCGAUAUAGGAUGCAUACUUGAUUAAACCGUUUAAGUAUCUAGCAAUGCUGGAGUUUUAAGCAGAGACUAUUGGCCUACCAGGAUAGCCUAGUGGUAAUGGCUCAUCAAUUUUACGGGAAAAUAAUCCGUCGCUUGCGUGAACUUUUUCACGGGAGAUUCCCUGACAGUCAAUGUGGGACCUUGCUCAGAAAAUUUGACUGGGAUUUACUAGAAACAGUCACGUUUGUGCUGGACGAGGAGCCGAGUCAGAUACGUGAAGCUCUUGGAGAAAACGAGUGGCAAAUUGUUAGUACUGUCCGGCAGAAUAAUGUUAUACGAGACCUUGCAAGACGCAACGAAGUAGGGGCCGAAAUAAGACAGUUUGGAUGCAAAAAUUGUGACAAUAUGUGGUGGCGAAAAGUGCCUAAAAGAAAACCUGUAUCCAGAUGCAAGGGAUGUAAAAGAAAACGUGAUCCAUAUCCAGAAGAUAAUGAGUAUGGAUGGGCAAAGUUCGAGUGCGAAUGCUCCAAUGAAUUCAAUGCAUUUGGAAUGAUGGAGCUUGCUGUUUUAGACAUAGGGCUGACAGGAAAGAGCAAAUCUUUGUGCUGGCGGUGUAGGGUACGUCUCUGUGAGCCUCUCUACAUUCACAAGCCAGUGCAAACUGAGCUGGACGGGCGGGGCGGACGGGGCGGGCGGGGCAGGCACGGCCGGCCGCUUCACGAGUGUACGGCAUAUAACUGUUAUAGACGAUGCCCACAGAGACAACCUAAUGAGCCCAUUGUUCCGUACUGUGUGCAUCCGAUGUCACUACAAUUCCAUGUACCUGGUGAAGGUAGUGCCAGUCAUGUUAGCACCGGAUCCACGGUGAAAACCUUUCUGACCCAAGAUGAAUUAAGUCCCCCACAUGGGCCUUACGAACCAAGUCUCGCGGAUAUAGACGAGAAUUGGAGCGGGAGUAGCGACCACAGCGACAGAAACCGGGAAGGCGACAAUAUUUGAGAAAAAAAUAUGACUUUCCUUUUCAUUCUGUUUUUCAAUAAAUCCUCCUCUUUGUAGGAAAUGAAUCCUAAAUCAUGAUAUUGUAUAUAGGUCUAGAUUUAUUUUUGAUGUAAAUUUUAUUGUGUGCUAUGCAUUUAUUUAUCGUAGGUACGGAAUCCUGUUAGGGCCAUAUCGUAUAUUGUCCGUCGCGCUUUGAGGUUGACGCACGACAAUGCGGCACGACAUCGCGACAAUGUGAAGCGACGAAAGACAAUAUCGUAGUGUCUUCGUGUCGCAUUUGUCGCCUUUCAAAAGCGCGAUAGUUCGCAUUUUCAUCGCAUUGUCGUGUCGCAUUGUCGCGAAGUCGUGUCGCAUUUUCGUGAGUCGACCUCAAAGCGCGACGGACGACAUACGACAUGGUCCUAAUAGGAUUACGUACGUAGGCCUACUGGGUAAAGUUUUGCUAAUAUAAUCUACUUACUUAAAAUGUCAUUAUUUUAAUAAAUUUGCUUCAUGUGAUAUAGAUUUAAAUGUAUUGUUUUUAUUUGUUUGUUUUGCUUAUUCAAUAGAUUAGUAAUAAAACUGCUUAAAUAACUUUUUAUCGGUACAUUACCUAAAUUAAACUUUCUCACGUGGCA
Molecule: messenger RNA, 2482 nt
Organism: Mercenaria mercenaria
Lineage: Eukaryota; Metazoa; Mollusca; Bivalvia; Venerida; Veneridae
Product: shiftless antiviral inhibitor of ribosomal frameshifting protein homolog
Exons: 7
Coding region: 984-1865 (293 amino acids)
Biological process (GO): viral translational frameshifting; innate immune response
Molecular function (GO): sequence-specific mRNA binding; ribosome binding
Source: RefSeq, a predicted model, not a curated record